AUGAAGUUGGACCAAAAAGGCAAGGUCCUCGCCGAGUACAUCUGGAUUGAUGGUACGAACGGCCUCCGAAACAAGACAAAGACUCUGAGCAAGGCUCCCAAGUCCGUCGACGAUCUCCCAGAAUGGAACUUCGACGGUUCUUCGACUGGCCAAGCCCCAGGCGACAACUCCGAUGUCUACAUCCGACCUGUGGCCAUGUUCCCCGAUCCAAUCCGUCUAGGCGAUAACAUCCUCGUCAUGUGCGAGACCUGGGACCCAGAUGGAACACCAAACAAGUUCAACUACCGACACGAUGCGGCUCGUCUGAUGGAAGCGAACGCCAAGCACAAGGUUUGGUUUGGUCUGGAACAAGAAUACACUCUCCUAGGCCCUGAUGGCUGGCCGUACGGUUGGCCCAAGGGUGGCUUCCCCGGCCCUCAGGGUCCUUACUACUGCGGUGUUGGCACCGGCCGUGUAUACUGCCGUGACAUCGUCGAAGCACACCACAAGGCUUGCAUGUACGCUGGUAUUGAGAUCUCUGGCACCAACGCCGAGGUCAUGCCUGCACAGUGGGAGUACCAAGUCGGACCUUGCGAGGGUAUCAACUUGGGUGAUCAACUCUGGGUUUCUCGAUGGCUCCUCCACCGUAUCGCCGAGGAGUUCGGUGCUGUUGUCUCCUUCCAACCCAAGCCUAUCCCCGGUGACUGGAACGGUGCUGGUCUGCACACCAACGUCUCAUCCAAAGAGAUGCGCGAAGAGGGUGGAAUGAAAUACAUUGAAGAGGCCAUGAAGAAGCUUGAGAAGCGCCACGUUGAGCACAUCAAGGUGUACGGUGAAGGAAACGAGCUGCGCAUGACCGGUGCCCACGAAACCUCAUCUAUCGACAAGUUCACCUGGGGUGUAGCCAACCGUGGCUCAUCUGUCCGUAUUCCCCGUGCCUGCGCCAAGGAAGGCAAGGGUUACUUCGAGGAUCGACGACCUGCUUCCAAUGCCGACCCCUAUCAAAUUACCGGCAUCAUCGUCGAGACCAUGUAUGGAUCUCUUCCCGAGGAAAAGUUUUAA
Exophiala spinifera is the source of this 1041-nucleotide messenger RNA. RefSeq names its product glutamine synthetase. The transcript has 4 exons. NCBI's taxonomy places the organism in Eukaryota, Fungi, Ascomycota, Eurotiomycetes, Chaetothyriales, Herpotrichiellaceae. Gene Ontology annotation, cellular component: cytoplasm. Bases 1 to 1041 code for a protein of 346 amino acids. Gene Ontology annotation, molecular function: glutamine synthetase activity. The record is from RefSeq and is a predicted model, not a curated record.